AUGGCGUUUGGGUCAAAACGUAAGUUAGCAGAUCGGAGUGACAUCCAGGAGGAUGACGGUGAUGAUGUUGAUCUCAUCAAUUCCGAUGAUGAGCGUAAUAGCGUUGAUGAACAAGAUGAAUCUGCCGAGCAUGGUACUGCAAAACCUGCUAAAUCCCUUCUAGAUGAGGUAUUUUUUCUUGAUGCACCUAAAGGGAAGAACUCUGGUGGAUCAAGACCCUGGCGAUGCAAACAUUGUGAUAAGAAGUACACGAGUAGUUAUACAAGAAUUCAUCAGCACUUCUUUGGUGUUGGUCCUGGCAAGACGAAACAAAUUCCUCGCUGCUCUGUCGCAAGUGAUCGCGUCAAGUAUAAGAAAAUAUAUUGUAAGUACUACCAACCUGAGAAAGUACAAGCUUCAGGCUCGGCGCCUAAAAAGCAAUUAGUAGAAGCUUUUGCUGGGGUGGAAAGAGAUGCAGUGGACAUGCAAAUAAUGUUGUUCCUUUGUGCUAAUGGAAUUCCCUUUAAUGUGUUGAGAAGUCCUCAAUACUAUGAAAUGGUAGCAGCCAUCCAGAGAGCACCAAAGGGAUACAAACCUCCUGCAUAUGAGAAGGCUAGGACUACUCUUCUAGAUGCAUGUAAGAGAAAGGUGGAGAAUGAUUUGGCUCCGUAUUCCCAUGGUGUCUCUGUUGUUUCUGACGGAUGGACAAAUAUGAAGAACCAUCCAUUAAUCAACGUAAUAGCAUCGAAUAGCUGUGGUUCAAUGUUUCUGUACGCAGAAGACUUCUCUGGAGAAGAGAAGACGGGUGAAGCCAUUGCACAAUUCUUACUGCAAGCCAUUGAGGAGAUUGGCCCUUCCAAUGUCCUUCAGGUCAUCACUGAUAAUGCAUCUAAUUGUAGAGUUGCGGGUGAAGAAAUUGAGAGUGCAUAA
Messenger RNA from Triticum turgidum subsp. durum (durum wheat), 909 nucleotides. Lineage: Eukaryota; Viridiplantae; Streptophyta; Magnoliopsida; Poales; Poaceae. The record is from the annotation of a GenBank genome assembly.